GCUGCCUCGGCUACAUUGUAUCAGUUCCCACACGAAGAACCACCACAGAGCUCAUCCACCGGCGGAGAACACGGAGGAAUUAUAACCGGAUGGGAUCGUAGUGGCGCGGGGGGGGGACUAAACUCGGCGAAGGCUGCGGGAACGAAGCGGGCUUGGUGUGGAGCACGGAGCGCCCCGGGAACAUGCCCCUCGGAGCGGGCUUUUGUGCGCGCUCUGGACGGUGUCUCGGAGUGUGGUGGUGGUGGUGAUGGCAGGAGUCCAGUGAAUCGCUGGGGCUGUUGGAUAUCUCUGGGAGUGCGCUGCCGCUGCUCUCGGGCUCUAACACUGGGUUUUCUCACGGCUUUUAUCCACAGAACUCCAUUUUCCGAGUGACUUGUUGUGUUUUUGGAGUUGUCGCCGUCAUGGAUAAAGAGGGCUCGGGGAUAGGAGUGGCUAAUUAAGUCGAAACAUAAUGUGGUUCAAUGGGCCGGGGACGUGCAGACCGUGAGCCUUCUCUGAGCCUGGAGUCCCGAGCGAGCGAGAGGCUGCUGGACCUCCCCGAGGCGAUCCUGGCCCGUUGGCACUAAAAUGUCCCUCAGUGGUGGCACUGCAGGCGGGAAAGGUGUGGACUCGAAUGCGGUGGACACUUACGACAGCGGGGAUGAGUGGGACAUCGGCGUGGGGAAUCUGAUUAUCGACCUAGACGCCGAUUUGGAAAAAGACAAACUGGAAAUGUCCGGCACCAAGGACGGAUUGACGGCACCCACCAACGCUGUGGCGUCUCUGCCCGAAAACAUCCGCUUUGUCAGCCCAGUGUCCGGAGCUCAGGGCAAAGAGAGCAAAUCCAAGUACAAGCGCACUAAGAACACUAAAGACAAUAAUAGCAAAGCGUCCUCUGGAGAUAUGGGGAAGAAGGACACUACAGGGCGGACUCAAAUGGAGCCCACAGCCCCGGCUGUGAAUGCAACAGCCGCGGGCAACAACUCCACCUCUAAGGGUGUGGAGAAGGGGGGAAAGGCCUCUAGGGGUGUGGUGGGAGGUAAGAAGGAAAAGGAGGCCACGGGGAAAGGUAAGAAGGACAAAAGUGAUGGAGCCCUGGCCGAGAAGGAGCUCCAGUCUCAGGCCCAAGUGGUGCUGGGGAACAGUCGCACCACGGCCUUUGAGAACUCCCAGUCUGCAGACCUGACGGACGCUAAUCAAACGGGGAUUAUUGCACUUGAAAGCGUUGGGAUAGUACCAGCACUGAAAACGGAACCGGAUGAAAUGGAGAACGGGGAAUGCAAAGCGCUCAAGAAGGUCAAAAUUGAGAAGAUGGACUCCCCGAUCUCCACACCGGCACCUCCUCCCCUCCACCUCCUCUCCACCUCCUCCUCUGGGAUGGGGGGCGGCGGCUCGGAGAUCUCGUCCCCGUGCGAGCAGAUCAUGGUGCGGUCGCGUUCGGUGGCGGUGAACACGUCAGAUGUGGCCCUCUCCACGGAGCCCGAGUGCCUGGGUCCCUGCGAGCCUGGCACCAGCGUCAACCUGGAGGGCAUCGUGUGGCAGGAGACGGAGGACGGCAUGCUGGUUGUGAACGUAACCUGGAGGAACAAGACGUACGUGGGCACUCUGUUGGACUGCACACGGCACGACUGGGCUCCCCCGAGAUUCUGUGAGUCUCCCACCAGCGACUUGGAGAUGAGAAAUGGGCGCGGGCGGGGUAAACGCAUGAGACCGAAUAACAACACCCCCAUCAACGACAACAGCAAUUCAUCAGACAACAAGGGCACUACCAACAACAAGACCCGCGGUGCGUCCAACAGCAAGGGUCGCCGUGGCAGCCAGACCCCCUCCGAGCGCCGCACCCCUCCCAACAGCAACACUGAAGACGUCAAAGCCAGCCCUUCCUCCGCCGGGAAGCGCAAAACCAAACCUACUUCGGACAUGGAGCCGAAUUCUAGCUCAGAGGACUCUAAAGGCAACAAGCGGAUGCGUACAAAUUCGAAUAGCGGAAUAGUAGGCGGGGUACACUUGCCGACUAUAAAAGCAGAGCCUCUUCCUCCUCCCAUUGACCGGACUUGCCCCUCGCCAGUUCUCAUUGACUGCCCCCAUCCCAACUGCAAUAAAAAGUACAAACACAUCAACGGACUCAAGUAUCACCAAGCUAGAGCUCACAACGAUGAUGAUGUUAAGUUGGAGAUUGACGGUGAUAGCGAAUACGGAGAAGAUUCCACUCUCCACCCCGAACCGGGAAGCUGCAAUGGAGCGUCGAUAUCCCAGAAAGGUUGCAUGUCACCGGCGAGAUCGGUAACACCAAAAGGUAGAGGGUUCGACGCCCAAAGUCCUUCGCCAUCGCCGGGCAAGUUUGGGUCCAAGCCUGGUAAAAAGAAAGCCAUGGAAGUUGAGGCAGAACCCAUGGAUGGUUGUGAAGACGGGGUCUGUCUAACUGAUGAAACGAGCAAUGAUGGGUUAGAUGACAAGAGAGGUGGGAAAAAGGCUGGGGGGAAGGCUGACAAAUUGGUGCAGAAAAACAUGAAGUCUCCGCGGCCCGUCGCUCCAGGAUCUGCAGCGUCCCAGCAAUUAUACACCUUUCCUCCUGGCAAUCCGAACUCCACUUCAGCAGUAGCGCCAAUCAUGCAAGGUAUCCCCAAAAGCCCCCAAAUGAAGGGUGCGCAACCUAAACCGCCAGCUAUAGCUGACCCUGCUUCGAAUAACUCCAAAGAAAAGAAAAAGAAGGAAAAGAAGAAAAAGGAUGGGUUGAAGGAUGCAGAAAGCCCUAAACCGGCGGGAAAGGGAUUAAAAACAGAGGACGGGAAGGUCCCCUAUCCAGAUCCCUGUGAACAAGGGAACAAAGGAGAUGGACUUCUUAACGGAUCCUCAGACCCACACCAGAGUCGGCUAGCUAGCAUAAAAGCAGAAGCAGACAAGAUUUAUAGCUUCUCUGAUAACGCGCCAAGUCCGUCGAUUGGUGUGGCGAGUAGGAUAGACGGAACUGGCAUGCCGCAGCCCUUAACGCCCCUUCACAUGGUCAGCCAGAACGGAGCUGACAACGCCUCAGUGAAAACCAACAGCCCUGCCUACUCGGAUAUCUCAGAUGCUGGGGAGGACGCGGAGGGUAAGUUGGAAGGAGUUAAAACUAAGACGGACGACCAAGGCAUUCGGGAAAGCGUCAAGAAAGCAUUGUUCCCAAAUCAACCAUCUAACAAAGACUCUCCGUACUAUGCUGGAUAUGAGGCCUAUUACUCACCCAAUUACGUCAACCCAAGUCCCGGUGGGCCCAAUCAGGGGACACCAGCAGGGGAAGGGCCGGUGAAAUUGAAAAGGGAGGACGACCAAGAGCAAGGUGAGGACAAAGUCAAGGUGGAGAUUCACGAAGAUCGCAAACCAGACGUCAACACUCCCGGACAGCAGCCGCAGCAGCCAUCGGUCAUCCAGCAGAGGUCCAACAUGUACAUGCAGCCGCUGUAUUACAACCAGUACGCCUACGUCCCGCCCUACGCCUACCACCCCGACCAGGCCUACCACAACCACCUGAUGAACACUAACCCGGCCUACCGACAGCAGUAUGAGGAGAGGCAGAGACAGAUGGUGGAACAACAUCGCGCUGCAGAGAAGAAGGAUGUAAAAGAGAGGGAGGCCAUGAAAGAGGACUGGAAGCAAAAGAGUCCGCUGCCUCCCAGUCUCUCCAAAGCCCCCAACCAAUCUGAGAUGGGGAAGUCACAGCCCCAGAGCAAAUCUAGAGACUCUCCGUCAGAACCCAAGUCUAUGGUCGGUCUAAAGGGAGAUGAGACCAAGACACCACAGGCAGAGGGGCUGAAGAUGAAGCUGACAGAUGGGGCCCACCAUGGGAAGGAUGACUCCAAACAGGCUCUGGAGGCCCGGGGACAGGCGGGGAUGGAGCAGGCCAUGUGGUACAGACAGUAUCCUGAGAGCCAGAAGCCGUCGGUGGAAGAGGAGCACCAGCAGCCGCCCCGGUGGAAGGACGAGCGGGAGCGGGAUCGGGACAGGGAGCGCAAGCUAAAGGAGGAGCGGAGCAGGCCAAAAGACUCUCAGAGUGGAGCUAAAGAGGAUGCUAAGGACAGCGAGCGGCUAACAGAGGAGCACCGCUCCCUCAGCAAAGACUCACGGCCUAACCCACACAUGCAGUUCUCCUCCCCCCUCGCACAGCACCAGGGGUACAUGCCCUACAUGCACGGGUACCCCUAUGGACAGGGCUUUGACCCCAACCACCCAGGGUACAGGGGCAUGCCCUCCGUCAUGAUGCAGAACUAUCCAGGUUCGUACCUACCCGGAGGCUACCCAUUUUCCCCAUAUGGGAGUAAAAUAGUUGGUGAGGAGGGCAGUGAGAAGUCUCGUGCUAGUCCCACUGUGACUAAAGCCGCUCCGGACUCCAAAGCGCUGGACAUUCUGCAUCAGCACGCCAGCCAGUACAAGAGCAAGUCCCCCACAGUGGGCGACAAGGCUCCGCACGAGCGGGACAGAGAGGGGGAGCGAGGAGCGACCGGGGACAGGGAGCGCGAUGUGGAACGGCCGCGCUCCUCCCCCUCACAGCGCAUCAUGCCCUCACACCACCACCUGGGAUACCCUCUGCUCUCAGGGCAGUACGACCUCUCCUACUCCACAGGGAAACCUGACCGUCACACCUCAACCCUGCAGAGAUUCAUGUGACUGGCUCACAUGGCGCAGCCUCCUGGGUGUUACCUUUAGACAUCAGUUGAAUGGUGUAUCUCUCUCUUUCUCUGUUUUUAGUUCUUCUGCCCCACGGCUUGGCAGAUCGUCCUCCUCUUUUUUUCGUUUUGUUUUUUUGUUUUUUCCCUCCCUGCCCUUCGUCAAAGCUUGAACUUUUCCAGGACUGCCACAACCAGGUUCUAAGCCAUCUGCCCACCCGGACCCCUGAAAAACUCACUUAGUCUCUGCACUGUCGACGAAUACAAUGCAAAAAGACCCUAUUGGAGAACAGCAUUAUUUUAGUUGCUUUUUUUUUUUUUUCGUCAAAGAAUCAACAGUGGGUUUUCAAAAGGGAGCGCUAGGUGGAAACCGUAAAAUGGGGGAAAUCAUAUAGAAGUGAUUUAAAUUCUCACGUAAAACAAGAAUAUAUCCGAAACUUGAGACGUUUUGGAGAAGGGGGGAAUAUACCAGCCGCUGCUUUCUUCGCGGAGACGUGAGAGUGGACAUUUUAGCCACCGCCAUCUUUGUUUUCCAGUUCAGGGACGUCAUCUCUCACCAACGGACCGCGUACACCUCAAUGGAAUUAACAUUGUCCAUAUUCUGUCAUAAUCUGUUCCAUAUCAUUUUGUUUCAUCUUUGAAUGUUCCAUUUUCAUACAUAUGUUGAAGCCAUAUGAGCAAGUGAUUAGUGUUUUUGAUACUGAGGAAUAGACUCGAUACUCGAUACCGAUUCCGAUAUCACGAUUAUAACACAAAACACUCUUUAUUUAGACAGUAGAAUGUGAUAAUCGACCUUAAAUCAUAGUACUUUUUUAUAUUCCCAUGCGGUCUUUUCUCUGUGUACUCCCUCAGUCGUCCAGGUAGGUCCCGUAGUGGUCCAUGGGCGUAUACUAGUCUACGUGGUCUUAUAUUUGUUCUUAUACAGCUCAAGAUCAUUCUAAAGCUGUUCAGGAAAGGUUCAUUUCUGUCCUGUGAAUGUGACUUUUCUAGUAUCGAUACCCUCUCAAACGAGUAUCGAUUAAUAUCUGACUUUUGACAACCCUACAAGUGAUACAAUUUUUGUCAAUAAGAGCCACUACUUUGUUUUGAUUUUGUUUUCUAGUACGAUUGUGCACUGAACAAUGUGAAAUUUGCUAUCUCUAUUUUUCUGCUGUAAAAUAAGUCUUCAGCCUACAAAAUGUGCGUAUAUGUUUAUGUAUUCCCGCGGGCGACUGUGUACAGAAUAAUUCUCACUGUAAAUUAGAUCACAGCUUGUAUUAUGAAACACUCAGAUAUUUGAAUGCCAUAUUUUGUCAUCUCCUCUUUCACUGUGCAAAAAAAUUAUCUCAAAAAGAUCUCAAAUUUUUGUUAUUUGUUUUGGAAAUGUUUGAAAGUUUUGAAUAGUUGCCAUUUUGGGUUUUGCGCAUUUUGCUCAUGUGGCUUCAUCAUAAUCGAGUUUCUCAGAAUUUAGGCAGUUUAAAGGUUUGGUCUUGGUUUUUCAGCUGGUACAGUGAAAAUAAAUAUUGAGAUGUUAACGUUUUUACAGAUCAUACAUAAAAUAGAGACAAACUGAUGACACUAAACAGAGGAGUGAGUGAAAUUAGAGAUGGAACUGUCCUAUUAAAGAAAAACUAUGGAGCUUUUGCCACAGAUUGCAUAGAGUUUACGAUGCCUAUACAGAUUUUUAGUAUUUCAGUCGAUUACAUUGUUCAGCCCUUAAAGGUGCACUAUGUGACUUUUCUAGUGGCCGCAGUUUGACACCUGCUUGUUGCCGUGGAGAUGUUCCUGCUUUGCUUGAAAUGUUCCACAGUAUAAUUCGUUCACAGGUUUCAACUUCCUGUUAUAUGAAACGUUUUGAGGACUUUUACCCAUUCAAAAGAUGUCAUAUUUUGUUUUAAAUUGUUAGUUGCUAUGGCAGCCGUUCUAGUUUUUUAUCAUUCUGAAAAAAAACAACAUUGGUAUUUGUUUCUAUUGCUCCAAAACACCUUGAAAAACAUUAUUUUUACUCCGAGCGGGGUCACUUCUUACAGAUCUGACCUGCAGUUUGACCUGGUUUAGUCACCUGCUUGUAUCCAUGGAGACAGAUGAGAUUAAUGCCAUAUUGUGGAACAUUUUAGAUAAAGUAAGAACAUCUCUACGCAGACAAGCAAGUGCCAAAUCCUCUACCAGAAAAGACCGAUAUUGCACCUUUAAUUUAACAUCAUUGUUCACUGAAAUAAAAAGGCAAAAUAACUUUAUUGUUCAUUUCUGCGGAGAGGUGCUGUACGAGGUCAUAAGUAUUAAAUAAAUUAUUCAAAUUUGGUUUUAAAAUUUAUUUUCUAAUGCAUUUUAGUGUGUCUUAUUUAAAUCAUUUUUAAAUUGACCCAAAUAUACAGAAUGCUUUGCCAGUUGAUGUUAAACUAAUAGUGAAAGUGUAAAACUGAAGUUGAAAUUCUAUUGAGGAAGGUCAGUGUCAAGUCUAAAACUGAUAUUGCCAAGUAAAGUAAAAAAAUAAUAAUAAUAAUAAUUGGAAAAUAGAAUAACAUGCUAGCUUUGUGAAACAUUUGCUUGGGUCCUGUGAGAAAAGAAAGACUGGGCUCUGCAGUACCACUCUACAGUUACGCCUGUCACGCUAAAAUAAAAUUAAAAAAUAAAAUUGAAGGUGUUUUAUGUGACUGACACAAUAUCAAUAAUGCAAGAAAAUCCUAUUAAAUUUACAGUGUCAUUCAAAAGGCCUGAGCUGCAACAAAUAUAUGAAUGAACCAGAAUGUACCAAUAAUUAGCCAUAAAAGUGACUUAUUCAACCCUCUACAGCUCAAAACUUUUCAUAUUACAACAAAAAUACCCCAAAUCUCCCCACUUUUACACACGAUGAAUAUUUGACCUCAAAAUGUAUAGUUCCUGCUUUCAUAUACAGUACUCAACGAUAAGUGGAUAUAGUAAUUAUCAUGACAGACCCAUCUACAGCAACCUUUUUACAAUUACCGUGAAGGAACGCAAAAAAGUAUGUGAUUAUCCACAAAAAAAACCAACAACACACUUUAAAUAAAAUCAUUUCAUAAUUCAUGCAUUUGACAGAAGCAAAGAAAGUUGCAUCGUAUAUUGAUAAAAGUGGGAGCUAAAGUGUCUUAAAAUGUGAAAGACGAUUGCAAAAAUGCGUUCGAACUUUAAUUUCCUCGCAUAUAAUUUUAGAGUUUCACCUGGCUUGUAAAGAACGUUUUUACGCGCAGUUUAAUGGCAAGCGUUUGGUUUGUUACGAAUUGGCUUUUUUCCUGCCAAAAUCGCAUAGUACGACCGAAUUUCUGUGAAGUGGCGAUGGGGCUGAACAAAAAAAAUAAAAAAAUUCAGGCAGAAAAGAAUCCAAUUUCGUCCCAUUUCAGUUCACAGGACACAUUUGAACACAUCCAGGAGAGCACAGUUGCGUAUUUACUGCUAAACUAAUACGAGAUUUGUAGAGGUGUAAACCACUAGGGCUAGCUCAUUUUAUACAGAAUAAACCCCUCCUUGGAGAGACCACAAAUUGGAAUUUUGAUUUGAAUGCAACAAGUUUCCCAUUUUCCAUGUUCACCAUUGGAUUUCAUCGUAAAAAGUCGCCAUCCCUGGUCCCGUUCCUCGUCCCUUUCCCCUCACUCACCCGACAAAAUGGCUUGUUUUUUUUGCAUCUAUGGUUGGAGUGUUUCGGUGUUCGUAACAUGUGAGGGUAUCCUAGGCAGCUGCGAUGUUGUCAUUCUAUUUUUAUUCUAGUCCCUGUUUUUUUUUAGUAUACCAGCAGACUGCAUACAUACACACAUAGUUUUUAUCCAGAACAAUGGUUGUGAAAGUGCUUCUGUUGUAUCAGAGAGUAAUGUUAUCUCAGUAGUUAAAGCAAAGUCCAUAUAUUCUAAAACGUGUAUGAAAAAGCCAGAGGUGUUUGCUGUCAGCAUAUUGGAACGUGCUUGGCCGUCGUUCUUCGUUUCAUGGUAAUAUAUAUUUAUUAUUGGCCAGCGGUUGUCUCCAUUUGGUGCCUAUAGUUGAACAUUCUGUGAAGAUUUGGAGGAGACAUUCGCUCGUUUGUUCGUUCCUUACCCGCCUUCUGUCACACUGACCCCCCCCCCCCCCC
This is a messenger RNA of Periophthalmus magnuspinnatus, 8679 nucleotides long. Its product is annotated as zinc finger protein 609-like. Gene Ontology annotation, biological process: regulation of transcription by RNA polymerase II. Lineage: Eukaryota; Metazoa; Chordata; Actinopteri; Gobiiformes; Gobiidae. Gene Ontology annotation, cellular component: nucleus. The record is from RefSeq and is a predicted model, not a curated record. The coding region runs from base 568 to 4623 and encodes 1351 amino acids. The transcript has 8 exons.